ACAGUUGUCACUGUCUUAAGCGAAAAAAAAUCAAAAAUUAUUUUGUUAUGGGAAAUUGUAGAGCUUAUAAUAUUUUACUUUUAGAAUUUUGGUGAAUGUAAUAAAAUGAUGUGUAUUGUGAUGAGCCAUAUUAUACGGUAUUAAGUAAGAAAGAUAUGCUUACACCCGACAAAAGAACAUUUGAAGAAAGAUACAAUUCGUGUUUCGUCGACCUAGGAGUAAAAACUAUUGCCGGACUUAUAAUUGGCGGGAUGCUGGGCAGCUUCUUUCUGCGCAGCGCUCGCAAAUGGCCGCUUUUCAUCGGUGGCGGCACCGGCGUCGGCAUGGCCUACGCCAACUGUGAGAAGAGCCUCAACGAGUACCUCCUCUCGUUGGAGCCGGAUGCCUGCUUGAUCAAAAAGCAGGCGUGAUUCGGACCACAAUAUCCUCCUACUGUGAUGCAAUGUAUGUAGUUUUAAUGAUUUUUUUUAAGUGGAUAAGGUUUUUUUCACUUUUUUAUUUACCUCUCGAUAUCUUACUCCAUAUUAAAUUAUAUUAGUUAAAAAUGUCAGUUUUUCCUAUUUUUAAUCACUUUUCUGUUUUGGAUAAGUUUCACGCUUAUAAGUAAAAAAGUUAAAUAAAGCUCCCGACGCAUUGUG
Messenger RNA from Cydia splendana, 638 nucleotides. Its product is annotated as MICOS complex subunit Mic10-like. Gene Ontology annotation, cellular component: mitochondrial inner membrane; mitochondrion; MICOS complex. The transcript is spliced from 3 exons. NCBI's taxonomy places the organism in Eukaryota, Metazoa, Arthropoda, Insecta, Lepidoptera, Tortricidae. The record is from RefSeq and is a predicted model, not a curated record. The coding region runs from base 156 to 410 and encodes 84 amino acids.